This is a messenger RNA of Eublepharis macularius, 1760 nucleotides long. RefSeq names its product TATA-box binding protein associated factor 7 like (gene TAF7L). Lineage: Eukaryota; Metazoa; Chordata; Lepidosauria; Squamata; Eublepharidae. The transcript has 12 exons. The record is from RefSeq and is a predicted model, not a curated record. Gene Ontology annotation, biological process: transcription initiation at RNA polymerase II promoter; RNA polymerase II preinitiation complex assembly. Gene Ontology annotation, cellular component: transcription factor TFIID complex. Gene Ontology annotation, molecular function: RNA polymerase II general transcription initiation factor activity. Bases 174 to 1235 code for a protein of 353 amino acids.
GCGGGCAGGGGCGAGGCUCGAGCCCGGUGGAGGGACGGCGAGGGGGCUCCGGUACCUGUCUCGGGCGUCCUGGGCGCCGUCCCCGGCCUCGGCUGCUUCCUUUCUGCGUCGCCGCCCGUUCCGCUUCCGCCGCGUCUGGGCUCGCUGGUUUCUCCCGGGCGGUCGAACAAAAGAUGAGCAAAAACAAGGAUGAUGCACCCCAUGAAUUGGAGAGCCAGUUUGUACUCCGACUGCCUCCGGAAUAUGCUUCGACUGUGCGGAGGGCAGUCCAGUCUGGGAGCGUCAACCUGAAGGACAGGCUCACCAUUGAGUUGCAUGCAGAUGGGCGCCAUGGGAUUGUGCGAGUUGACCGAGUCCCCUUGGCUGCCAAGCUGGUGGACUUGCCCUGCAUCACUGAGAGCUUAAAAACCAUUGAUAAGAAAACUUUCUAUAAGACAGCAGAUAUUUGUCAGAUGCUUGUGUGCACUGUGGAUGGUGAGCUCUACCCCCCUUUGGAAGAGCCAGCUGCAAGUACGGACCCCAGAGCCAACAAGAAGAAGGACAAGGAUCGGGAGAAGAAGUUCAUCUGGAACCAUGGCAUCACUCUCCCAUUGAAGAAUGUGAGGAAGAGGCGAUUCAGAAAGACAGCCAAAAAGAAGUACAUAGAGUCUCCAGAUGUGGAGAAGGAAGUGAAGCGCCUACUGAGCACAGAUGCUGAAGCCGUCAGUGUCCGCUGGGAAAUCAUCGCAGAAGAUGAAACAAAAGAAGCUGACCACCACGGUUCACUCACAGGCUUGGAUAUUUCUUCCCCUGGGAUGUCUGGACACAAGCAGGGCCAUGGCUCAUCGGAACAUGAUGAACUCAGAGAGAUAUUUAAUGACAUCAGUAGCAGUAGUGAAGAUGAAGAUGAAAGGGAUCACCAUGACGACGAAGACCUAAACAUCAUGGAUACGGAAGAAGAUCUGGAGAGAAGGUUGCAAGGCAAGCUGAACGAAUCGGAUGGACAGCAGCAAGAAAACGAAGGGACCAACCAGAUAGCCCUGGGGAUCCAGAAGCAGAUUGACAAUCUGAAAGACAAGCUGCAAGAGACCCAGGAGCGCAGAAAACGGCAAGAAGAUCUCAUUAUGAGAGUAGAAAACUUGGCUCUCAAGACCCGUCUCCAAGCUGUGCUAGAUGAGUUCAAACAGCAGGAAGAGCGAGAGAAGCAGGAGUUGGCCUGUCUUCAGGAGCAGCUGGAAGCCCUUAUGGAGAAGUGAAGCUAGCUUAAACCCCCAGGCAGCACAAUAGGUUGGGUCAUCUGGAGAGUUCCGGAACCUUCCUUUGGAACUUGAGAACUAAAAAUUGCCAAUGGGGACUCAUGGCGUUCCAUGUCUGACCAGCAGAUUCCUGUCAGUGGUUUGGAGCUGGUUGAUGUCUUCAGGGACUCAGACCAAAACUGCAGACGCUAGUGAAAAUGGGGUUUUCCUGAGGGCUAGCCAUGUAUGUGAUUUGUGUAUGCUAAUGAAAGGGUAAAUGUUGCAAAAAUCUUGGUCUCUAAAGAACCUGCCUUUUUACUUACAAAUAAGCCAAAAUACAACAAUUACUGUUUUUCAACUAGUUCUCUUCUGGGAGCAGCAUGAAUUGAGUUAUCUGGAGAAGUGACUCUAGAGUAUGUUCUUUCCCCUUAUCAAUACAUACACUUUUGCGAAGGAAGAUGUGUGAUUUCACCCUACCCUAACCUUCUGUUGAUAUAAUUUCAUAUUCAUCCAUACGAAAUAAAAGUGAAUAAAGUUGUUUGUGUA